AUGGACAAGAAAUCUGAGCUCAUGGAGAAGUAUGAUGCUGCCGAGGACUGUGCUUCGGGCACUGUGGUCAUGGAUGACAAGAAACUUGUGCGCAAGAUUGACUACCACCUCUUGCCCAUCAUGUUCUUGACCUACUUCUUGCAAAUGAUUGAUAAGAUCUCCAUUAACUACGCAAAUGUGAUGGGCAUGCAGGAUGACCUGGGAAUGAAAGGAAACGACUUCUCAUGGCUUGCAACGUCAUUCUUCAUCGCGUAUGCCGUGGCGGAAAUUCCCCAGGGUGCGCUUCUACAAAGAUUUCCAAUUACCAAGGUUCUUGGAGCCAAUGUCUUUUGCUGGGGCAUCAUCCUCUGUUGUUCGUCAGCUGCCUCUAAAUUCUCCCAUAUGCUCGCAUUGCGGAUUCUCCUGGGAUUGAUGGAAGCUGUUAUUGCGCCUUCCCUCACCAUGUAUACCAGUAUGUGGUACACACGAGCAGAGUCCACACCACGAUACGGGUUCUGGUACUGUGGUUUAGGUGUUGGGCAAAUCGUCGGCGGGCUGAUUUCCUUUGCUGCCCAACAUGCCCCUGCACACUUGAACUUUGGGGGCUGGCGCAUUAUGUUUGUAGCAGUUGGUGCUGUGAAUGUUCUGGUCUCCCUCCUAGUAAUCUUUAUUCUUCCCAACAGCCCAGAGACUGCCAAGUUUCUCACCGAGACAGAGAAAGCACGCAUUGCACAGCGUCUAACCGAUGAUUCAGCUGGUGUUGGAUUGAAAGUCUUCCGCUGGCGGUCUGUUCUUGAAGCAUUUGGAGAUCUGCAGACUUGGAUGCUCGUGUUACUCACAAUUCUUAUCACAAUUCCAAGUGGUGUUAUAACAACAUUCUCUGCUAUCCUCAUCAAAGGAUUUGGAUAUAGCUCCAGAGAAAGUGCUUUGCUGAAUAUGCCCUCGGGUAUUGUGAGCAUCGUGGCAACUAUGGUGUCUACGUAUGCAAUCUCAAAAGGCUUCUCGAGGUGGCUGGCUAUUGACUUGCUCCUGCUGCCGACUCUACUGGGAUCUUGUUUAAUGUCUUUCCUCCCAUCUGAGAAUCAAGCUGGUUGUUUGGCAGGUAUUUACCUCGUUAAUACGACGGUUGCACCCCUGGCUCUUAUUUAUGCAUGGACUGGAGCCAAUUAUCGGGGGUUCACAAUGAAGGUGUCCGGUGCUGGAAUUAUCUCUGCAGGCUUCAGCAUUGCGAAUAUCAUAGGCCCGCAAACCUUUCAAGCCAAAGAUGCGCCGCAGUAUAUACCGGCAAAGAUUACCAUUGUCGCCGUUAAUGCUGCUGCUAUUGUAGUCUCCACAGCCCUAAGGAUGCUUUAUGCAAGGCGUAAUGCGGCCGCUGAUCGACUUGGUACCCCAGCACGUAGUUGUAUAGAGACACGGUUGGCUAAUAAGUUGGCUGUUCGCGAUACGCAAGAUGAUGACAGUUUCCGCUAUGUGUAUUAA
Molecule: messenger RNA, 1458 nt
Organism: Penicillium nucicola
Lineage: Eukaryota; Fungi; Ascomycota; Eurotiomycetes; Eurotiales; Aspergillaceae
Exons: 7
Coding region: 1-1458 (485 amino acids)
Biological process (GO): transmembrane transport
Cellular component (GO): membrane
Molecular function (GO): transmembrane transporter activity
Source: RefSeq, a predicted model, not a curated record